Molecule: messenger RNA, 1000 nt
Organism: Panicum hallii
Lineage: Eukaryota; Viridiplantae; Streptophyta; Magnoliopsida; Poales; Poaceae
Product: zinc finger Ran-binding domain-containing protein 2-like
Exons: 3
Coding region: 251-667 (138 amino acids)
Cellular component (GO): cytoplasm
Molecular function (GO): mRNA binding
Source: RefSeq, a predicted model, not a curated record
UCCUCCCUCUUCAAACCAAGCAACAACGAGCCUUCCAUCCACUCGUCAAGAGCAAGAAGCGAGCUCAGUUAGCUCAGCAGCAGAGCUCGCUCGCUCUCUCCCGAUCGGCAUCGAUCGAUCGACGCAUAGGUAGCUAGAUACAAUUAGAUUGUCGCCAGACAAUUCAACAAAGAGAAGAGAAGAAUAGCUAGCUAGGAAGAUACAAACUUUCUUUGGUAGGAACAGAGAAGAGAAAAGCAAGGCAAGGCAAAUGGAGAAGAUGAACAUGGUGGCGAGCAGGAAGCCCGGCGACUGGAGCUGCCGGUCGUGCCAGUACGUCAACUUCUGCAAGCGCGACGCGUGCCAGCGCUGCGGCGAGGCCAAGCUGGGCGGCGAGCGGACGGACUACGCCGCGCUGGGCGGCGACUGGGACGUCAAGCCCGGCGACUGGUACUGCUGCCGCUGCGGCGUCCACAACUACGCCUCCCGUGGCAGCUGCUUCAAGUGCUCCGCCGCCAAGAACGAGGCGGCCGCCGCCGUCGCCCAGGGGUGGGGGUUCACCGUCGCCGGCCAGGCCGGGAUGAAGCCCGGCGACUGGAUCUGCCCAAGACUGGGCUGCAACGUGCAGAACUACGCCAACCGAACGGAGUGCUUCAGGUGCAAUAUGCCCAGAUCAUACUACGGUUGAUCGGGCAACUACACAGCAGAGAAAUCAAAAGCAGAAAAACGAAAAAAAAUAAUUGUACGAGAUUGAAGAGCAAUUGAUGAUCGUCAACGAUCGAUCGCCGCAUCACGAGGACAUUUUUCCUUUCUUUUUUUUUUUCUUUUGAAUGAGUGUAAGCGACCCUCGACAACUCCAGGAGGGUUAGUCAUUUGGAAGAGCAGCAACUGAAGCUAAAAAGGAGAGGAGGAUCUGUGAAAGUAAUUAGAAAAAGGAGCUAGUGUGACUGAUGCCAACAGUCAGUGUCUUCUUUGUCCCGUCCUUUUUUCCAAUAAAAGCCGAGGUUAAAGAAAGGAAAAA